Molecule: messenger RNA, 3261 nt
Organism: Oncorhynchus gorbuscha (pink salmon)
Lineage: Eukaryota; Metazoa; Chordata; Actinopteri; Salmoniformes; Salmonidae
Gene: slc71a1-2
Product: major facilitator superfamily domain containing 14A2
Exons: 12
Coding region: 138-1619 (493 amino acids)
Biological process (GO): transmembrane transport
Cellular component (GO): membrane
Molecular function (GO): transmembrane transporter activity
Source: RefSeq, a predicted model, not a curated record
UCAAAAUGAGGUGGGGAAAUGUGCAUUGGGUAAUCACUUGCUAUGUAGCCAGAGAAGGCGAAGUCAAAUAUUGAUCAUUUUCCAGAGCUUAUUACUGAAGUUACCCCUCUGACAUCAAGAAUGGACAUAAGUUAACAAUGACGGGAGAAAAGAAGAAGAAAAAGCGGCUGAACCGCAGCGUUCUUCUGGCUAAGAAAAUUAUUAUAAAAGAUGGAGGCAGUCCCCAGGGGAUGGGUGAUCCCAGCGUCUAUCAUGCUGUGGUGGUGAUCUUCCUGGAGUUCUUUGCCUGGGGGCUUCUUACCACGCCCAUGCUAACGGUCUUACAUCAAACAUUCCCUCAACACACAUUCCUGAUGAAUGGGCUCAUUCACGGUGUCAAGGGUAUUUUGUCGUUCCUGAGUGCUCCUCUGAUUGGUGCGCUGUCAGAUGUAUGGGGUAGGAAGUCCUUCCUGUUGCUAACAGUCUUCUUCACCUGCGCCCCCAUCCCCCUCAUGAAGAUCAGCCCAUGGUGGUACUUUGCAGUCAUUUCCAUGUCUGGUGUGUUUGCCGUCACCUUCUCUGUGAUCUUUGCGUACGUGGCGGACAUCACGGCAGAACACGAGAGGAGCACAGCCUACGGUUUGGUGUCCGCUACCUUUGCAGCCAGCCUAGUGACGAGCCCGGCCAUUGGAGCGUACCUGUCGGAGACGUACGGUGACACCCUGGUAGUUAUCCUGGCUACGGCCAUUGCCCUACUGGACAUCAUUUUCAUCCUGGUGGUCGUCCCCGAAUCGUUGCCCGAGAAGAUGAGACCAGCCUCCUGGGGAGCACCCAUCUCCUGGGAGCAGGCUGACCCUUUCGCUUCUCUGCGGAAGGUGGGCCAGGAUUCCACGGUGCUUCUCAUCUGCAUCACAGUGUUCCUGUCUUACCUGCCUGAGGCCGGACAAUACUCCAGCUUCUUCCUCUAUCUCAGACAGGUACAAAGGUUCAGUUCAGAGACAGUAGCUGCCUUCAUAGCAGUGGUGGGCAUCCUCUCCAUUGUUGCUCAGACGAUGGUUCUGGGGAUUCUGAUGCGCUCCAUAGGGAAUAAGAACACUAUCCUACUGGGCCUAGGCUUCCAGAUACUACAGCUGGCCUGGUACGGCUUCGGAUCUCAACCAUGGAUGAUGUGGGCAGCAGGAGCGGUAGCAGCCAUGUCUAGCAUCACGUUCCCAGCAGUCAGUGCCAUCGUGUCCCGCAACGCAGACCCUGACCAGCAGGGUGUUGUCCAGGGGGUGAUAACAGGUAUCCGUGGUCUGUGUAACGGGCUCGGCCCGGCCUUCUAUGGCUUUAUAUUCUACCUGUUCCAUGUGGAGCUGACUGAUCUGGACGCUGUAGACAGCCCUGGGAAAGAACCCAAACCUAACAUGGCCAACCCUGCUGAUGAGAGUUCCAUCAUCCCCGGCCCUCCCUUCCUGUUUGGGGCGUGCUCCGUACUGCUGUCUCUGUUAGUAGCCCUGUUCAUCCCAGAGCACAGUGGCCCGGGUGUCCGGCCGGGAGGCUACAAGAAACACAACAACGGGGCCCAGAGCCACUCACACAGCCCUCCCAGUAGUGGGGCUGAGGGCAAGGAGCUGCUACUGGAUGGCAGCUGUGUAUAACACCAGCCUGGGGGCACAAACUUCACACUUGCUCCCCCUGAGCCCAAACAAUUGAACCAUUACUUUCACACAUGUUCCCAGAUGAGUGGCCUCUUCUUCGGGCAGGGAAGAUGCAUGUGUGUGUGUGUGUGUGUGUGUGAACACCUAGUGGGCUGUGGUUUAUCAGAAGCAGCUGAGUUGUGUGUGUGUGUGAGAGAGAGACUCUCUUGGUUGAGCUGAUCUCUGCCCUGAGUCUUGACAAGCAGGAAGAGGAUAAAGGAGGUGGGGAUGUAGAGUUCCUGCCAGAGGACUAUGCAUCACACCCAUAUGUCCCACAUGGGUGGGAUCUGGUUGGAGUGAAGGUCCAAGGUUAUCUGAACUGUUACUAAGCUCUGUGUGAUGUAUUUGUCCAAAAUGGCACCCUAGUCCCUAUAUAGUGCACUUCUUUUGACCAGGGCCCACUAGGGAAUAGGGUACCGUUUGUGAUGCAACCAAUGUAGCCAAGCAACCCACUCUGACAACAACUGUUCUUUCCCUUAGAGAUGGAGUCAACAACAUAGUCCAGUUUACAAGCUACCAAACUUCUGAUUUUAUUGUCUUAAUAUGGCAGAUGAGAAAGCAGGUCUUCCUCUGUGUGUCCAAAGCAGGGAGAGAAGUUACCGUAUGCCUCCAAAAUGACCCCUAUUCCCUUUAUAGUGCACUACUUUUGACCAGCCUCUGGUGCACAAUAAAGGGAAAGCGGGUGCAAUUUGGGAGGCAAACACUGUAGAACUUGAGGAGAGCCUCUGAAGAACCUCCAUCUAUGAACCACUACCCAUCCAGAUGGGGACAGCACAAUAGACAUCAACCUUUCAUGAUUUUUUUCCAGGGGGACUUGAACCUAACAUUUGACUGACCAACCUCCCAUUCCAUUGAACUGAGUUGUGUGUAAACCACUUUAGUUUUUCAAUGUUUACCUUCCUGUCGUCUGUUCCGUUAGAUUAGCAGAAAACGACCUUUUGGGCUGGAUAUGUUUCCUGUGUUCAUCACACACUUAAGGCUAGUUGUGUUCAAAGUUUUUAUUCCAGAGAAAUGUUGCCUUGGAAGUGACGUUAUCUUCAUAUUAAUAUAUUACAACAACCUGUAUGAAGACUGUUGUCUGACUGUCUGAGGUGGGUCUGUAAUCGUUGCUAUUGGAGCCUUGUUCUCUAAUUCUACUCCUCACAACCCUCUUCGAUGUGAAUCUAGGCACAACUGUAGUUAACACACAGACUGGCAUGACUUUAGUUCUGUUAACAACUGUAGUUAACACACAGACUGGCAUGACUUUAGUUCUGUUAACAACUGUAGUUAACACACAGACUGGCAUGACUUUAGUUCUGUUAACAACUGUAGUUAACACACAGUUAACACACAGACUGGCAUGACUUUAGUUCUGUUAACAACUGUAGUUAACACACAGACUGGCAUGACUUUAGUUCUGUUAACAACUGUAGUUAACACACAGACUGGCAUGACUUUAGUUCUGUUAACAACUGUAGUUAACACACAGACUGGCAUGACUUUAGUUCUGUUAACAACUGUAGUUAACACACAGACUGGCAUGACUUUAGUUCUGUUAACAACUGUAGUUAACACACAGACUGGCAUGACAUUAGUUCUGUUAACAACUGUAGUUAACACA